Messenger RNA from Cavenderia fasciculata, 2664 nucleotides. RefSeq names its product WD40 repeat-containing protein (gene wdr3). The record is from RefSeq and is a predicted model, not a curated record. Gene Ontology annotation, biological process: maturation of SSU-rRNA. Gene Ontology annotation, cellular component: Pwp2p-containing subcomplex of 90S preribosome; small-subunit processome. Bases 1 to 2664 code for a protein of 887 amino acids. Gene Ontology annotation, molecular function: protein binding; snoRNA binding. The transcript is spliced from 5 exons. Lineage: Eukaryota; Evosea; Eumycetozoa; Acytosteliales; Cavenderiaceae.
AUGGUUAAAUCAUAUUUAAAAUAUGUACAACAAGAUUUGUUUGGUACCAUCUCGACUACACAAUCAUUGUUGGAUACAUCGGGCAAAUAUGCAAUCACUGGUUGUGGUGAACGUAUAGCUAUAUGGAAUAUAAGACAGGGUGUUGUACAGAGAUGGUUAUUUGAAGAUGACAUUAAAUCAGAGGUAUCAUCUGUUGCUCAAACUACCGAUGGAAAUAUAUUAGCUGCUGGAUAUACAGAUGGAGCAAUUAGAUUAUGGAAUUUACAAGAUUAUAGUUUGAUUUCUGUGUUGAAUGGUCAUCGUGCAGCAGUUACUUGUUUACAUUUUAACAAAUUGGGUUCAAAUUUGGUAUCGGGUAGUAGAGAUACAGAGAUUAUUAUAUGGGAUGUUAUUACAGAAGCUGGUUUAUAUCGUUUACGUGGUCAUCGUGACGUUGUUACACAGGUACGUCUACUCGAACGUUCCAAUCAUAUGAUUAGUUGUUCAAAGGAUGGUCUCAUCAAGAUUUGGGAGACAGAGACUCAACAUUGUGUACAGACUAUUGUCGGCCAUCGUAAUCCAAUUUGGUCACUCGACAUUAACGCCAAUGAAACACGUAUGGUUAGUUGUACAUCGGACAGUAUGAUUAGAGUGUGGAGAAUUCACACCCAACUCGCUGCACAAGACGAAAAGGAUAGAGAUGGUAUCCAACUAUUGAAUUCAUUCAACUAUUCUGUCAACGUUCCAAUCAACAAAGGUGCCAACUUGGAUCUACAAAAGGAUGGAGGAGAAGAGGACGAAGAAAUCGUUCAUCAAAAUGGAGAAGAUUUUGCAAAGUAUUAUGGAUCGAUCGCAUGCAAAGGUGAAUCCUAUUCAAGUGUUAGAUUUGAUUCCACCAAUCGUGUAUUGAUCUGUCAAUCAACCGCUCGUUUUAUGGAUAUAUUUUCAAUUACUCCAAGAAAAAUAUUAGAAGAACAACAUAGACAAAAGAAACAAUUAAAUGUAAAAGAUGAAUAUAAUCAUACAGAGACUGUAAAGACACCAUCAAAGAUUAGAGGAUUUUCAUUUGGUGUAAAUAGUCAUUGGAACAAGUUGAUUGUUACGUUGAUGGGUAAUUCAAUGGUAGAGUAUGAGAUUAAAGAGGAGGGAUGUACUGCGAUAGCAACGUUGGAUCAACAGGGUCAUCGUAGUGACGUGAGAUCGUUGGUUAUGAGUACCAACGACGCCUUGUUGGCAUCGACGUCGAGCGACUCUCUCAAGAUUUGGAAUGCUCACGAAGCCGAAGUCUGGAGCAUUGCGUUGAUGCCCGAUCAAAGCGGGUUGGUCUCGGUUUCAGGUGACAAGGCCAUCAAGUUUUGGGAGUUUGAAAUUGCCGAGCAGACUGACCAAGACACCAUGGUGUCGAGCAAGAAGCUGACACUUACCCAUACACAAACACUGGCGAUGGAGACUGACGUUCUUUCGGUCAAGUUUAGCAAGGACGGUCGUUUCUUGGCUGUUGCAUUGCUCGAUAACACCGUCAAGCUGUUCUACGCCGACACACUCAAGUUCCAUCUGUCGCUGUACGGACACAAGUUGCCUGUCAUGACACUCGACAUCUCGGACGACAGUACACUUGUCGUGACGGGUUCGGCCGACAAGAACAUCCGUAUCUGGGGUCUCGACUAUGGUGAUUGCCACAAGUCCAUGUUUGCACACGACGACUCGAUCAUGCAGGUCGGAUUCAUCCCCAAGACACAUCACGCCAUCACAGUCUCCAAGGACGCCAAGAUCAAGAUCUGGGACUGCGACAAAUUCGAGCAGAUCCAGUCGAUCGCCGCCCACCACAGCGAGGUCUGGGCGUUGGCCAUCGGCUCGACCGGCACCUUUUUCAUGACGGGCAGUCACGACCGUUCCAUCCGUGUCUUUAACCAAUCGCAAGAACCACUCUUCCCCGAGUCAGACAAGCAAAUCGAGUUGGAAAAGGACUGGGAAUUGACACUCGAAGACAACUCUCGUGUGCGUACCCAAGAAAUGUUGGCUGAAAAAGACGAGCAUGGCAAGGCGUCCAAGCAAACCAUCGACUCGGUCAUUGCCGGAGAAGAGAUUAUCGAGGCAAUGAUCCUCGUCGAAAACGAACGUCAACGUAUCUUGGAUCACGAAAGAGACGUACAAAAGCAGAUCGAGGAUGGUCAACCUCCAUCGUCGAUUGCUCCAUUCGAAGCCAACAUCUUUUUGUUUGGCAAGGAUAUCGAAGACUACCUCUGGGAAAAGGUACGCAAGGUGCGUGCUGGUGACUUGGAAGAGUCGUUGAUGGUCCUCCCCUUCACCGACCUCAAAGUCUUUUUCCAAUAUUGUAUCAAAUGGCUUCGUCGAGCCUACAAUGUCGAACUCAUCUCUCGUUGCGUCUUUUAUCUUGUACAAACUCAUCAAAACCAUCUUUCAAUCAGCGAGGACAUGGCAUUGGUCCUCAAGGAGUUGAACGAGCUCAUCAAGGAUCGUCUCCAACGUCAACGUGACUACAUUGGCUUCAAUCGUGCCGCCAUGGGUUACCUCAAGCGUGAAAUUGAAAUCGUCCAAGCUCACACCUUUUUCACUGGAAACAGAAUCCUUACCGAACAAGAAGAAAAACAAAAGGUUAAACAAGAUGAAAAGAAAAAGAAAAAGAUUCAAGAAAAGAAGAAUAAAAGAAAAAAUAGAAUUUAA